AAAUUGAUAGCACAGUUUUUCACAAAUCAAAGCAACCGAAGCGCUGUAAAAAAUAAAUUUGUCACCUCCAAACACAGCGAGCCGGCGAUAGUUUCCAUCUUCAUCCAAUUUCGGUCAUGUCCUAUGCCACACAGAAGGAAUUCUUCAAUGUCAGCUACCCCAAUGAAACCCCAAAGCUGCCGACGCGGAAACGUAGCGAUGGAGCGAUUAUGACGUACGAUUUCUGCCCGGACAAUCGAGCGUGGGCUUUGGACAAAGAAAAACGGUCUCUUUAUAUCCUUGACGUUGUUCACAAAACCCGUUUCAGGAAGGCUUUACUUCACCCGGAAGGUGAGUUCGAAUUAACUAAAGACUACUUGGUUCAUUUGGACGUUGAAGACUUGGCAGAAUACAUUCUCCGACUGCAAACGGAAAUUAAACGAAAAAAACUGAGUGUGCGCGAACUCGAAGAAUCACACAGACAGUUGGAGACAGUUCGAGGGCAAUCCAAUGACUACGCUUUCAUCCAACAACAGUCAGCUAUUCUGGAGCAGGAACGCAACGAAUUUGAGCAACAGUUGUUAGAUCUGGAGGAGGUUAUUGUCAACCUGAAAGAUCGUGCCGAUAGAUAUGACCUAUUGGCUAAAGAAAACGAACUGCUGAGAUGUCAGCUGCAGAAACAACAGAUGGGCCCUGCAGAUAAAAUUAGAUUACACAACGCAGAGGCGGAGGCAAAGUUCAACCGGAUUCAAGCAGAGGACUACGAAAAGCUCGAAGUGGAACUAAUCAUCAUGAAAACAACGUACGAGCAGCUCAGAGAGCAGAAGCGCGAACUGAAGGAGCGUCUGCAGAAGGCUCUGCUCUGUCAGACAAAGCUAACCGAGCUUAAAAGACAAAUCGCCAUUGAAAAGGACAAAAGAGAAAACAUUGAGGAAGAAAUGGAGCGCUUAUUGGUACUGUAUGACAAACAGUCCCAAGAGCUUCGACGUAAAACCAGCUAUUUGACGGAAGCUAACCAUCGAAUGGAAAGUAUUCAAGAAGAUUUGCGCUGGUCGCAAGAUCAGAUGCUACAGGCCAUAGAAGAAAACAUUGUGGAAGAAAACAUCUAUCAAGACACUACCGAGCCAACAGAAAAUAUCAGGGCAGUGAUGGAUGCGAAUACUCCAAGAACGGACACAACAUCAUCUGACGAACAGUUGGAUCUGCUGAAAAAGCAACUAGAGAAAUGUCAAACGGAAUUGGAGGAACACACAGAAAAAGAGAAGUCGUAUCAAGAUCGAAUACAAGAGCUCGAACAUGGAUUAGUUGAACAUCAAACGAGACUGAAGGAAGAGGAGAAAAAAGUAGAGCAGCAAAUGUUCGCGAUGGAGUUCUCUCGAACGCGCAUUAACGAAUUGCAGAAUGAGAUGGCGGCAAAACAGACAGACGUAGAUACCCGUAGUGGUUCGGUUGACAUCCAAAUCGCUAGCCUACAAAAGCAACUCGAAGAUGUACGGAGAGAAUUGUCUGGUAAAUCGGCCGAACUGAACACAAUUCAAGCGGAAAACACUCUGCUACAGUCCAAGGUAUCCAACUAUCAAGACAACAUUGAACGCCUUGAAGAGGCCCGGAAACUGGACCUGGAGGAGUUGGAAGCAUCCAAGAAUGAGCUAACGAAAUCAAGGGAAACAAUGGAAAGACAAUUAGUCGAACAUUCAUCAAUGCUCGAUGGUUUGGAGAUGGGUAGUCUCAAAGAACAGAACGACACUCUCCGAGGAGAAAUAUCUAAGUUAGAAGAAAAGUUGAGCAGUGCCCAAAAAUUACUGCAAGAUUUACAAAACAAAACAAGCGACCAUGAUGCUUUGCUAAAAACCAUUGAAGAUCUUAAGACGGAAUUGCAAAGCGUCAACGACUCGUUGGAGGAAAAAGAGAUGAUUGUCAAUAGAUUGGGAACUGAAGCAGAAGCAAUUAAAGUAGCAGCGCAAAUGCAAGACACCUUAGGUCCGAGGGUAGAUGAUAUACCCAUAGACAAGCAGAAUCUCACAGUAGAAAUUGAACGCCUCCGAACAGAGCUAGGUGACUGUCAGAAGGAUUUGAAACAGAAGGUGGAUGCAAUGAAUACAGACAAACAAAGUCUAGUCGAAGAAAUGGAACACCUCCGAGUUAAGUUGGGCUUUUAUCAGGAAGAAUUAGAACAAAAAGUGGAUUCUAUAGACAUUGAAAAACAACACUUGAUCGCCAGUGCAAAGCAACAUUCGAUAGACAAUGAAAAACAACACUUGAGAGAAAAUCAAGAGCAACACUCAAUAGACGAAGAAAAGCAACAAUUGAUAGACGAAGAAAAACAACAUUCGAUAGGCAAUGAAAAACAACAAUUGAGAGAAAUUGAAAAGCAACACUCAAUAGACAAGGAAAAGCAACAAUUGAUAGACAAAGAAAAGCAACAUUCGAUAGACAAUGAAAAGCAACACUUAAUAGACAGUGAAAAACAGUACUUGAUAGAGGAAAUUGUUAGCCUCCGAACUCAGUUGGCCCAGUGUCAGAAUGAAAUAGAACGAUAUCAGAAGGAGAGGGACAUUUCCGAAGAAGCAGAAGAACACGAAAAGAGUUCAAUUCAUGAUGUCAUCGAGAAAGAGCUGUGCAUCGAAGACGAAGAUGAUAUGGGUGCAGGAGAGUAUCCCGAAGAUUAUGAAUCCAGUAUUGAAGGUGCACCAGACGAUCUAGAAGAGGGUGAUGGUGAUGCAAAAACACAAAAUAUUUCUCUAGUUGACGAGGCCGAGAGAUGGUCUAUUCUGCAAGAUAAUAUACUAACCGAUGAGGAUAUAUUAUUCAUCGGAUCAUCAGAUCCGGAUAGAACCAGAGCCAUCGCACUCAAAAUCGUUCGUCAUGGAAUUAAUGCCUUAGUAAUAGGAGAACUCGACCAUCUGCACAAAGAAUUAUGUCGCGCCGUCCUUGAUCGCUAUCUCAUGUUGAGUCAAAAUGUAGCUACCAUAGAUAACGGCAUAUGCACCUGUCGCCAAAUCAUAAAAACAGUGAAAACCAUGAGAAACAGUGAAAUGAUGGGCAUGUUUGCAUUCAAUACUCCAGUGCAUGUUGGCAACCCGGUUCUGCUGAAAGAUGAAGUGUCUGUGAAAUUGCCUCCCGAAGCGAAGCCGAGAUCCAAAUCAGCCAGUUCAGGAAUACCCGAUAAUGCUCCGCUUUCUUCGAUGUUCUCCAAGCCAGCUCGAGCAGCCGUACAGAAAGCCAAUUCGAGGGUACUACUGGGGCGGUUUGAUCCUUGCAGAACACGUGAAUGGAGAGCACCAAGAACACCUCAGGAAAUGUUCUUUGCGGGUACUUUAUCCGAUGGUUCUAGACUUGUGACACGCCAGAAACGGAAUAUUUGAAAGCAAAAUUCAUAUUUUUCUGUUUGAGGCAUUUGCGUUUUUUUUUUAAAUUCUAUGAGUAGUAUUUAUUUUACUUGUUUUAUUAUUUGUUAAAACAAGAACAAACCAGAACAAAUGUUAAAACUGAACAAUUCCAAAAACAAAAUAAAAACAACGAACUACGUAAAUUUUACGCGAUUCGACGUAAUCUUUCCAUCGAACCGUGAGAGCUGGCCACUUAUUUCACAGUAUUCACGAUUCAUCAGUCAUCAAACUCAAACGGUUUAGUUUUUUUCUGUAUUAUAGUGACUUUCAACACGAUUGACUGGUUCGUCACUUUUCUUCCACAUUUCGGAAGAAUGUCGAAGUGAGUACGGAAGUUACCACUUCGGAUCGCGUCGGUCCCUAGGGGCCGACGUUGAGCUUUUUGAUAGGAAAGUGCUGACUGAAUGGGACUGACAGUUACAAAAU
Molecule: messenger RNA, 3794 nt
Organism: Toxorhynchites rutilus septentrionalis
Lineage: Eukaryota; Metazoa; Arthropoda; Insecta; Diptera; Culicidae
Product: restin homolog
Exons: 6
Coding region: 117-3344 (1075 amino acids)
Source: RefSeq, a predicted model, not a curated record